AGAAGGCGCCGUCUCCGAAUGCUUUUGAAUUAUAAAAUUUCUUCCAUUUGUUUCUCUCUUCGCCAUCUUCUCAAAUCCUUCUCUCUCUGCCUGUGCCUGGGCGUCGCUCGUCGAAGUGCAAGUUUGAGGAUAGUGCCUCUUGAGUUCUGCCAUGGAUCUAGAUCUGUGGAUUUCAAAGGUUAAAGAAGGGCAACAUUUAACGGAAGACGAGCUUCAGCUUUUGUGCGAAUAUGUGAAAGAGAUCUUAAUUGAGGAGUCAAAUGUCCAGCCAGUUAAUAGCCCAGUUACUGUUUGUGGUGAUAUUCAUGGCCAGUUUCAUGAUCUAAUGAAACUCUUUCAGACAGGAGGUCAUGUACCAGAGACAAAUUACAUAUUUAUGGGAGAUUUUGUUGAUCGUGGCUACAACAGUCUAGAAGUUUUUACAAUUCUUUUGCUUCUCAAAGCAAGAUAUCCUGCUAACAUAACUCUUUUGCGUGGAAACCAUGAGAGCAGGCAACUAACUCAGGUAUAUGGCUUUUAUGAUGAAUGCCAGAGGAAGUAUGGGAAUGCUAAUGCCUGGCGAUUCUGCACUGAUGUUUUUGACUACCUGACACUUUCAGCAAUUAUAGAUGGAACUGUUCUUUGUGUCCAUGGUGGUCUUUCUCCUGAUGUUCGAACAAUUGACCAGAUAAGGGUUAUUGAACGUAAUUGCGAAAUUCCUCAUGAGGGGCCUUUCUGUGAUCUCAUGUGGAGUGACCCUGAAGAGAUUGAAACCUGGGCAGUCAGCCCACGUGGUGCUGGCUGGCUUUUUGGAUCAAGGGUUACAUCUGAGUUCAAUCACAUAAAUAACCUCGAUCUGGUUUGUCGAGCCCACCAACUUGUACAAGAAGGUCUCAAGUACAUGUUUCAGGACAAAGGCCUUGUAACCGUUUGGUCUGCACCAAAUUAUUGUUAUCGGUGUGGCAAUGUAGCUUCUAUUUUGAGCUUCAAUGAGAAUAUGGAGAGAGAAGUGAAGUUCUUCACCGAAACAGAGGAGAACAACCAGAUGAGAGGUCCCAGGACAGGAGUUUCAUAUUUCUUAUGAGUACCAUUUUGUCAUCUGUAAAAUUAUUUGAAUAAUCUAGCUACUUGUCAGUGGAAAGGAAAGAACUAUGAAAGUGAAGGUAGAUGAUUAUUUUUGGCAAUUAAAGAUUUGCCUGAGCUUCUCUGGUCUUAUUGCAGUUUGAAUGUGUUGUAUAUUACAGAUUUAUUGCUAUUAUUUCUGCUUAGUGGAAACUUUUUCCUUUUCUAGGCCAGGUUUUUGCUCCAACUGAGAUUUUGCCUAGCUAAAUGCAGCAUGUAAUGGAACAUUAAUUUCAUUUGAAUCUAAUCUAUUAGCUUU
Nelumbo nucifera (sacred lotus) is the source of this 1360-nucleotide messenger RNA. RefSeq names its product phytochrome-associated serine/threonine-protein phosphatase. Gene Ontology annotation, molecular function: protein serine/threonine phosphatase activity. The record is from RefSeq and is a predicted model, not a curated record. Lineage: Eukaryota; Viridiplantae; Streptophyta; Magnoliopsida; Proteales; Nelumbonaceae.